Molecule: messenger RNA, 2151 nt
Organism: Aspergillus calidoustus
Lineage: Eukaryota; Fungi; Ascomycota; Eurotiomycetes; Eurotiales; Aspergillaceae
Source: the annotation of a GenBank genome assembly
AUGGCAUACCUUUCCGCUACCUCGCCAUGGGACCCCCCAGCUACUGCAGUUCUGCUGCAAGACGCUCCCAAGAGGACCGUCGAUGAUGGAAUGUACCAUCCGUAUACAAGUGUCUUGGAUAAUGGAGUCUAUACAGCAGCAUCACCUCAGACGGUAGAUCCUGCAAACCAAGUGCUGGCACAGCAGUCGGCCGCUGCGGUGGAUCCGCAAGCCAGUCUGGGGCUCACGCAACUCGCCCCUUCACUGCAGGUCGAGCAGACUUUACAGACUUCACCAACUGCACCCACCAUCACAAUCUCAAUCACCACAUCGAUCAUCACCUCUACGGUGACAUGGUCUUCCACUCCGAGUCCUUCAACGACAUCGUCGCAUACAACUUCGACUGAAACAACUUCGGCCGAACCAAGUUCAUCGCUGGCCAUUGUCCCAACAACAACCGACAGGGUUGCACCCCCACCAGCAUCGCCAGAAAUACACCAUCACGCCCACCCGCUGAGCAGCAUUGAUCAGGCCGGAAUUGCCCUCGGGAUCAUGGGCGCUGCGUUGAUCCUAGUCGCGCUGGUCUUUUGGCGUCUCGAGCGCAAGAAGAGGGCUUUGCGACGACACGCCCUCGACCGAAAUGAUCAUGAUGAUGAUCCCACCCACCGGCUACCACCAGCAAAGUCAUAUCGCGUGUACAGCCUCGCCUCGAGCCUGUAUACUCGAACCAGAAGUACGUUGACACUUGCCAGUGUGGCGGAGAGGUUCAAGGCUUCGGGUGGCCCCCUUCUACCCUCGAUUCAUUCGCGGCUUAGCGACAUCAGUUCGCAUGACGAGGUUCCGGCUCCAUCUCCGGCCCCGCUGCAAUGCCAUGCGGGCCAGUUCAACCCCAGCAGGGUGCGUGACUUGGUUCAAAGAUGGCUCUCCGAGUCUAGCUCUCUCGCACGGCGCACGCUGGACAAGAUCAGGCGUCUUCGGAAGCCACGACUAACACCCGCGCAAAGGAGGAGUCGGCAGCCGUAUGAGUAUGGUUUCUGUGAAGAAUAUCUUCACAUCCCUCCUCCGGAACCGACGCGCCUGGAGAGGACAUUGGGCCGGCUUUGGGCCACCGGUUCCUCGGUGAUGCUCGCGACCACGAAGAAGCUGCCACUGCCGUAUCCACCUCGAGCUCACCUGUCCCCUCAGCUCUCUGAGAAGGGCCUCACGGGGUCACCUUCAACUUCGAGCAGGAAUAGCGAGGGCGAGCAUAAUUCGCACGACGGCAUCUGCGACAGGCACCGUCAACAAUACGCGCAGCAGCUCGGUCUCGAGGCCAACACGAGCUUUACUGGAGAAAAAGAUCCCGUUCGGGUGCAGUGCGUCGCCUCCAGCCUGGUGACGGUCGAAGAGUCUCGCGGACAGAAUGAAGACGCCGUCAGCGCCCGGAUCUCGGGGGAUGAUGCUAAAGCAGAGCAUGAGUCCAAUCCUCAACACGCACAAGCACAAGCACAAGCACAAGCUCAACCGCAAUCACAAUCGUUGCCUCCAUCGCCCCCGGUCUCCCCUACAUCCCCAACACCACCAUCCCGUUCACCCUCACCACCGUCAGUCUCGUCCGUUUCCUCGUCUUCGGUCUGCUCCCCAUCAUCAUCAGCAUCACCACUCCUCCCACUCCCGAUACGCCCCAAGCCAUCACAUUCGGCAUCCUUGCGUCGCCUGGAGGUUCCGUCGGUUAUAACGCGAACGUUUCAACUCUAUCGCGUGGAAUUCACCUUUACGCCACGCAGCACAGGACACCUCGAGGUCAGCGAGGGCGACACGGUGCGACUUGAACAGAAUUUCGAUAACGGAUGGGCCCUCUGCACACUAACCACGACAGAACGCCAGGGCCUCCUCCCGCGCGCGUACCUCUCCACCUGGCCAAUCCGAACGGGAACGACCAACGAGCGCCUCGAACCAUCACCCAGCAUCGCGAAUACACCGACGGGCCUGGAGCGCUGGCGGUCGAACGCUUCGCGCGCCAAGACGCCCACGCCGAGUAUCAUGUCUGGAAAUAGUCAGCCCUCGCGGUUCUAUAGUCGGCCGGGGACGGCCAUGUCCGGAGCAAGUGGGGGGCAAGACAGUAAGGCUCCGAGUAUGAGGAGGACGCAGUCGCUUUCGCCGACGGCGUCGGAUGCGUCGAGGUCUUCGUAG